This is a messenger RNA of Chaetomium strumarium, 1116 nucleotides long. Its product is annotated as mitochondrial carrier domain-containing protein. NCBI's taxonomy places the organism in Eukaryota, Fungi, Ascomycota, Sordariomycetes, Sordariales, Chaetomiaceae. The record is from RefSeq and is a predicted model, not a curated record. Gene Ontology annotation, molecular function: pyrimidine nucleotide transmembrane transporter activity. Gene Ontology annotation, cellular component: mitochondrion. Gene Ontology annotation, biological process: pyrimidine nucleotide import into mitochondrion. The transcript is spliced from 2 exons. Bases 1 to 1116 code for a protein of 371 amino acids.
AUGCCUGGUGGCCCCGAGAAGAGGGCAUCGCACGGCGAUGCUCCGCUCACACAGUCCCGUGAGACGGGCGAUAUCAACCCCGAAUCACGGCAAGGUGAUCCGAUAGUAAACCGCGCCAAGGCAACACCCUUCGCGAUGUCAUGGGCGCACAUGGUGGCCGGCGGGAUAGGCGGCAUGACGGCGGCGACCCUGACCGCUCCGCUUGAUGUCCUCAAGACAAGACUACAGUCCGACUUCUACCAAGCACAGCUGAAGGCGUCAAGAGCGGCGCAUGCUGGCAUGAACCCGAUCCGGGCCGUCACGUUCCACUUCGGCGAGACUGCCUCCAUUCUCGCCUCCGUCUACCGGCAGGAAGGGCCCCGUGCGCUCUUCAAGGGCCUCGGCCCAAACCUAGUUGGCGUCAUCCCCGCCCGCUCAAUCAACUUCUACACCUACGGCAACGGCAAGCGCAUCAUCGGCGAGUACCUCAAUGUCGACAAGGACUCAGCCUGGGUGCACCUCAGCGCGGGCGCCGUGGCCGGCAUUGUUACCAGCACCGCGACAAACCCCAUCUGGAUGGUCAAGACCCGCCUACAGCUCGACAAGAAUAUGGCUAUAGAGAGCGGCAGCAUCGCGAAGCGGCGGUACAGGAACAGCAUUGACUGCAUCCGCCAGGUGCUGCGCGACGAGGGCAUUCGUGGCCUGUACAAGGGCAUGAGUGCGAGUUACCUCGGCGUGGUGGAGUCCACCAUGCAUUGGAUGCUCUACGAGCAGAUCAAGCGGGCGCUGGUCAAGAGAGAGGAGCGCCUCGCACUCAGCGGCAGGCCAAAGAACUGGUGGGACCACACGGUCGACUGGACGGGCAAGUUUGGCGCUGCGGGCUUUGCCAAGUUUGUUGCGGCCGUUGUGAGCUAUCCGCACGAGGUCGCCCGCACCCGUCUGCGGCAAGCACCCCUGGCCGAUGGCCGGCCCAAGUACACCGGCCUCGUCCAAUGCUUCAAGCUGGUCUUCAAAGAGGAGGGCAUGCUCGGCCUCUACGGCGGCAUGACCCCGCAUCUGCUCCGGACAGUCCCUAGCGCGGCCAUCAUGUUCGGCAUGUACGAAAGCAUCCUCCGCCUUCUCGGUGCUACGGCAUAA